Molecule: messenger RNA, 2115 nt
Organism: Gastrolobium bilobum
Lineage: Eukaryota; Viridiplantae; Streptophyta; Magnoliopsida; Fabales; Fabaceae
Exons: 7
Coding region: 51-1910 (619 amino acids)
Biological process (GO): carbohydrate metabolic process
Cellular component (GO): chloroplast stroma
Molecular function (GO): phosphomannomutase activity
Source: RefSeq, a predicted model, not a curated record
AAAACUAGCUCUUCAUUCAAACAAAACAAGAGCGCCAAAUAAAAUAAACAAUGGCUGCUUCUACUUCUCCAAGUUUCUCAACACCUUUGCACAAGAAUACCCGGAAAACAAACUUCCCUUCUUCGCCUGGAAAUAAAUCUUUGCACAUCAAACUUGGUUUCUCAUUUUCUUUGCCAUUCAAUAAAUCUAUAUGUGUGAAAUCCUUUGGAACUGCAAAGUAUGAUGAAGUUGCGGUGGAUGAAGAAAUGGACAAGAUUAGGAGGCUUCAGAAUGGUUCAGAUGUUAGAGGAGUGGCAUUGGAAGGUGAAAAAGGCAGAACGGUUGACCUUACUCCACCUGCUGUAGAGGCAAUAACACACAGUUUUGGAGAGUGGGUCAUCAAUGGUUUAGAGAAGGAGCAAGGACAUCCUGUAGAAAAUGUGAGAGUGUCUCUUGGCCGUGACCCUCGAAUUUCAGGGUCAAAAUUGAGUGUGGCAGUCUUUGCAGGUCUUGCUCGUGCUGGUUGCAUGGUGUUUGAUAUGGGACUAGCUACUACACCAGCUUGUUUCAUGAGCACAUUGUUGCCUCCAUUUAACUAUAAUGCUUCAAUCAUGAUGACAGCUUCUCACUUACCUUACACUCGUAAUGGCCUGAAAUUUUUUACAAGGAGAGGGGGAUUAACUUCUCCGGAGGUAGAGGAAAUAUGUGAUAAAGCUGCUCGUAAGUAUGCAAAUAGGCUGGCCAAAGUGUCUACCUUGCUUAACGUUCUUCCUACAAGAGUUGAUUUCAUGAGCACUUAUGCGAAGCACCUAAGAGAAAUCAUCAAGGAGAGAAUCAAUCAUCCUUUGCAUUAUGACACUCCACUCGAGGGAUUUCAGAUAAUAGUAAAUGCUGGAAACGGUUCAGGAGGGUUCUUCACAUGGGAUGUCUUAGACAAGCUUGGUGCAGAUACGUUUGGCUCUCUGUAUCUUAACCCUGAUGGGAUGUUUCCCAAUCACAUUCCCAACCCUGAAGACAAAACUGCCAUGGCACUUACAAGAGCAGCAGUGUUAGAAAACUCAGCUGAUCUUGGAAUAGUUUUUGAUACUGAUGUGGACAGAAGUGGGGUGGUUGAUAACAAAGGGAACCCAAUAAAUGGUGAUAAGCUUAUUGCUCUCAUGUCAGCCAUUGUAUUGAAGGAAAAUCCAGGAUCAACUGUAGUGACUGAUGCUCGUACAAGUAUGGCACUCACUAGAUUUAUAACUGAUAAAGGGGGUCAGCAUUGCCUAUAUCGUGUUGGUUACAGAAAUGUCAUUGACAAGGGUGUUCAGCUUAACAAGGAUGGAAUUGAAACCCAUCUUAUGAUGGAAACAUCUGGUCAUGGUGCUCUUAAAGAAAAUCAUUUCCUUGAUGAUGGGGCCUAUAUGGUGGUGAAAAUCAUAAUUGAAAUGGUACGUAUGAAGCUUGCGGGAUCAAAUGAAGGGAUUGGUAGUCUUAUAGAAGAUCUUGAAGAACCAUAUGAAUCAAUAGAACUAAGAAUAAAUAUCAUCUCUGAACCUCGACAUGCUAAAGCAAAAGGGUCUGAGGCCAUUGAAACAUUUCGAAGCUACAUUGAGGAAGGGAGGCUUAAAGGGUGGGAGUUAGACUCGUGUGGUGAUUGCUGGGUGAGUGAUGGGUGCCUUGUAGAUACAAAUGAUGCCCCAGCUUCAAUUGAUGCUAGCAUGUAUAGGGCAAAAGUAUCAAACGAUGAGCAUGGACAACAUGGUUGGGUUCACAUGAGACAGAGUAUUCACAACCCAAACAUUGCUGUGAACCUGCAAUCAUCUGUUCAGGGAGGUUGCUGGUCUAUGGCAAGAGCUUUUCGAGAUGAGUUUCUCAUAGCAAGUGGAGUUAACAAAUUCCUUGACAUUACUCGAGUUGAUAAGUUCGUUGAAAAUGGCCACGUAGCAUAAUUUGCAAUUAUUUAUUCUAAAUUAUGGGAGUCUUCGGGUGGUCCUAUUUAACACAGAUCAAACUUUUAUAGCUUUUUAAUGUCAUAUUAGUUUACACUGAAUUAUUGUUCAUACCAUAACCUUAACAAAAAGAGAGACGAAAGUAUAAACAGCAAUUGAGUACAUAUUAUAGAGUUUUUAUUUUUUUGAAUAAAUUAUAACAUUA